Messenger RNA from Trichomonas vaginalis G3, 2580 nucleotides. RefSeq lists its product as uncharacterized. The coding region runs from base 1 to 2580 and encodes 859 amino acids. NCBI's taxonomy places the organism in Eukaryota, Parabasalia, Trichomonadida, Trichomonadidae. The transcript has a single exon. The record is from RefSeq and is a predicted model, not a curated record.
AUGUUCCCUUACAAUACGCGCCCUAAAAAUAAGAAUACGCGGAAGAAUCUGCCAAAGAAAACCGCCGCAGAACAAGCUAAAAUAGAGCAAUUGAGAGAAAAAUUACUUGAAGAAUGUGAUUUUAAAAAUAUUACAAAUGAGCAAUUGGUUGCACUACAGAAAAACACGACUAAAAGGAUAGAAACACUUAUAACUGAGCGAAAUUACGUUGAAGCACGCAAAUAUCAGGAACUUUCAUCAAAAAUUGAUCAUGAAGCAAGAAGAAGAAUAGAUAAUACACGUCUCGCACCACAGAAGCCAGUAACUUUCCCUAAGAACUCUGUUGAAGGUAAGAAACUCAUCAAAUUCGAUCAAGAAACAGAAAAAGGAAUUCUUCAAAUGAAACAACGCCAUGAAUCAUUACUUAACAACUUCGAUCAGCUUUGGGACUCUCAGAUACGUAACAAAUACUUCCAAGAUUCCCCUCAAUUGGCCUCAAAGAAGCGAGAAUACAAUCAAAAUGCAAGAACAAUGAGUAAACAAGAUGCAAAAGAUUUAAGAGAUGAAAUCGAAGAAUUAGAGAACCAGGAGAACAUGGAAAACUCUCAGAAUUUCGAAUGCGACUACAAUUCUUCUCGCGAACAAAUGAUUUUGAAGCAAAGAAAGGAAAUGCAGCUCUACAUGUCCGAAAGGAAACGUGCACGCCAAGCAAUGCUUCCUAGCCAGCCAAUUAUGCCAGAUAAAUCUUUAAAUCAGGCAAAGGCAAAACUAGCGAACAGGGACUUGGCCAGAACCGCUAAUCCAAAGGAAGGACCACGAAUCAUCGCUCCGGAUACAACUCAGCGUUCACAAUCGAAAUCGAGAUCUUCUCCAAUGAGACCGAACUCCAAAUUGGCUCCACUUCCUCCUGCAAAGCCAGAAGUUGCUACACAGACAGAUCCAGUCUCUGAUUCCGAACUUUUCGACGAUGAUUCAAAUGAAGGCGUAGAAACCGAAGAUGACAUCAUCCAAUGCGGCGAAGAGACUAGUAAGAUCAUGAACAGCAUGCUCGAUGAAACAGUUAGCGAAGUUAUUUCAGAAAUUCAAAAUGAUAAUAAUGAAUCUAAAGAAAAAGACUUUGAAGACGAUGGAUUGCUUAACAAUGAAGAACUCGAUAAACAGACAAAGGAUAUGAUCUCAAAUCUCUUUAAUGAGUCGUAUUCUGGAAUUAUUUCUGAUAUCACUGGAAACAAGAAACCAGUUCUUUCACUUGGCGAUGCAAUCAAACCUGUAGAAGCUAUUGCAGAGCCUGUAAAGGAUAAUAAUGAAGAUGCAGACAUAUUUGAUAAAACGAAGCUCGAAUCCGUUACUCCUGUUGAAGAAAAGCCACAAGAGGACACAAACAAUAACAAACCAGAAGAAAAGAAGCCUUUAGAAAUCAAUUUGACUGAUCAAGUCCAAGAAAAGAUUUCUGAGACAUCAGAGAAGGCAGAAAAGGGAGAUGAGAAGCCACAAGAACAACCACAACAACAAGAAGAGCAAAAGAAGCCUUUAGAAAUAAAUGUAACAGAUCAGGUUCAAGAAAAAAUCUCAGAAACAUCAGAGAAGGCCGAGAAAGAAGAGGAAAAGCCACAGGAACAACCAGAACCAGCUAAACCACAAGAAGAACCAAAGAAACCAUUGGCAAUCAAUCUUACAGAUCAAUUCCAAGAAAAAGUGGCCGAAACCGAACAGAAAACAGAAGAAGCAGAGAAUGUACCACCAAAGCAACCAUCUCCGGAGCAAAAACCCGCACUUUCUAUCGGUAUCUCAGAAAAUGUUCAACAAAAACUUUCAGAAAAGAAGGAAGAACCACAGCAAGAGAAUGCCCAACAGAAAGGAGCCCUUUCUAUCAACCUUACUGAUCAAAUACAAGAAAAGAUAUCCGAUACAGAGAAAAAGGCCGAAGAAACCGAAAACAAACCGAAAGAGGACACAAAAAGUCCACAAAAUUCACAAAAGAACCAACCAAAGUCGAUAUCUGCUUCAUCAUCAGCAAGUCCGCUCUUAUCAAUGUAUGCAUUCGGUAGCAAUGAUGAACAGAAGCCUACAUCUCCAAAUCCACUCUCUAUGAAACUUGGAAAUUCAAAUAAUCAAAAUUCAGAUCAGAAACAGAGAGAAAUUACAGACAUUUCAGCACCAACGCAGGAGUCUGGUAAUAAUUUCGAUGCAAAUAUCAACAUAGAAGACAAUGACAAGAAAUUAGUCAAAAAUAACUCGGAAGAUACCGUUGGAGAGCUUCCUAACCUCAAAAGAGAUGAAAAUAAGGGACAACAUAGGACGAGGUCUCGAAAGAACAACUUAAUUUCUACUUCUAUGUCAGAAGACGAUCUGAUGGCCAUAAUUCACCCGAGACCACCAGAACAUGUUGCUCUUCAGAACGCCAAAUUGGCACAGAUGGCCACAUUCUCGCUAAAAGUCGUUCCUUCCCUUGAGGAUGACGUACAAAGUGUUGCAAUGAGAGCUGUCGACCAAUGCGCAAUUGGAGCCAUCACUUUCCUCGCUCUCGUUGAAGAGAUAACAGACGAAAUCGCUUUCCAGACUAUUGACGAAGUUUGUGAUACCUGCAUCCAGAAAGCUUAA